Molecule: messenger RNA, 5454 nt
Organism: Suncus etruscus (white-toothed pygmy shrew)
Lineage: Eukaryota; Metazoa; Chordata; Mammalia; Eulipotyphla; Soricidae
Gene: TTC6
Product: tetratricopeptide repeat domain 6
Molecular function (GO): protein binding
Source: RefSeq, a predicted model, not a curated record
AUGGACAAAGAGCAACCGGGGGAGCAGAGGGGUACUCCCCAAGCUCCCCCGGAGAAAUCGCCUGGGUCCGAUCAGGCGUCCCUCCAGCAAGAGGACCCCAGCGAGCAGCCCUCCCUCUCGAGUCAGCCGACAGUGACCGAGCAUGCCGCUCCCUUCAGCCCCCGGGAAUUCUACCUGCGCAGCUCCGCGUUCCGCCGCUACCAGCGCCAGCGGCAGCCGCUCGCCAUUUCCAGCGGGGCCGGCACGUCGCGGUCGCUGCUGUUGACUUCGCCGCCCCUGCGGCGCUGGAGGCCGUGGGACCCGUCGGUGGCGCCCAAGCCCCCCAAGAAGCCCGAGUCCCCGCCGCCUAAGCUCUUGAAGCCCUUGGAGGGGCCGCGGGGCCGGCGGUACACGGGCAAACAGGAGCUGCUGUUCCUGCAGGAGUUCCCCGUGGGCCCCAAGAGGCACAGCAGCUCCAUCUCCAGUAUGGACAGCGACCUGACCAGCAUCCUCCUGCAGAGGCAAGUGCUCUCCCACUUUCCGCGCUGGUCCUCGACCCCCUCGGUGGAGCCCAUUGGGGACCGGAGCUUGUCCUUCCUCCGAACAGAGUCCCAGAUGGGCAGCUCGCAGGAACAUCGGCCUUCGGCCCGGGCAUCCAGCCUGGUGAUGCCCACGUCGGUGGAAGAGGUCAUCGCCUCCUUGCACUCCGAGGCCCAGCUGGCUGCUGACCGGCACUUCAAGGAGCUCGUUCGGAGCAUUCUGGGUCCCACCUGUGACUUGGAAUCAGAUGUAGAAGGGCUUUUGCUGGCAACUGUCUUGCCUCUUAUUGCUGACAUCCUGCUUCCUGUCUCUGCUGAGGUAGCUGGGUUUAUGUUAGGCAAACAGCAUGUGUCUGAAGAAAUGCAUGCUGCUCGAUCAAGUAGUUUCCAGAUUGAACCAGAGGAUAUACUAGACCUGGGUGUCUCAGAUACAGAAAGCAUGACAAAAUUUCAGGAAACUUUGGAAAUUGUGCCAGUAAGUGAAUUAAGCAAACCUUUGGAAAGUGAACCGCCUGCAGGUGAUUCAAAAGCAGCCAAGAGAAUCUUUUUAAAGAUUUCAAUAAUGCACUUAUGGAAGACUCCCAAUGAGGAUUUUGUAGAAAGAAUUAUGGUCAAAAUUCCAGGAGAAUACACUCUUCCUACCCUUCAUGCACUGUGUAGAACUGUCCCAACCCAGCAUUUGCCCUUUAACUUGAGUUUGGCUUCUCGAAUAUAUCACACACCUAACAGGAAAGGCCAUAAUACUUUGGUUGGACAACUUGGAGCCUCUCUUUUUGAUAGCUCCCUUGAAGAGGACGACCAAAAAGAUAGCUUACUGUAUGGAAUUCGUAAUAUAGAAAGUGAAGAAGAAAAAACUGCUGUCCUUACAAUUUCACCAGUGCAACCACCUAAAAUGUCAAAGAGAACAAGAAAGUAUGCUCAUAAACCACAAUUACAACUCUUGGGAGAAGAAAUGUCUGCUUAUCCAGUACCUACAAAGUUUCUUUGGACUUCAGCAGCACCCAAAUUCUCUGUUCCAGUAUCUAUCAUUAAGGAUACCGUCUAUCCAAAAUAUGAGAGUGCUCAAGCAAGCAGAAUUUUACUUGAGAAAUUUUCCAUUUUUAAGAAGCAGCAUAUCAUUUCUUCACAUGCCCUUUCCAGGAAUAAUUUUUGGCAUUUUAUCCUAAAGAAAUCUGCAUCAUUUGAAAAUAUCCCAAAACAUUACAGAACUGAAUUCCCACAACUACAGAGAGCAAAAUCUGCAAUUAACUUAAGGAAGGAGGAGGAGACCACUGUUUCACUUAAUAUCAAGAAUGACAUGCAAAGCAAUAUAAAAGAGGUGUUACUUCAGAGAGCUAAGGAAUUGGAGCGUUAUAAAGCAAUACAGAUCGAAAGUGACAAAACCGUGAAAGAAAAUAUAGAUACCAUCUUAGAUCGCAUGCAGGAAAAACUCAAGACAAGAAAUUUGUCUGUAUCUCUAAUUGAAGCAUCUAGACAAGCUGGCAUUUCUUAUAUUGUUUAUCCCAGGAAAAUUAAAAAAAAGAUUACAAGUAUAAGAUUCAAUAAAACAGCAAUCGUGUUUGACGAAUUAACCAGGCCGCCAAAAAUACUUAAAAGAUCAACAUCUCAUGAUAUUCUUCCUGGACAGAAGAAAUUAUUGUUUAGAAUUCCAGUAUAUGAACGUCAAAUUCGGAGUCCCAGCCUACCAACUGUUUUAAAUUUUGAUGAAUUUGUCAAAAAGAAGGGAGGAAAGCCAAAGAUUCUUGGCCUUCGGUCAUGGAUUUUUAAGUUGUUCUCUAAAUAUAAAAUUCAGAAAGAAGUCCCCAAAAUAACUAAAAUAAUUCCUUCCAAAGAAUAUACUCCAGUAGUGAAAAAACUACCAAACUUGGAACUGAGUGAUUCUUUGGAGUCUGAUCUUUCUCCAGAGGUCAUUAAACACUAUACUUCUGAAGUAGAGCAACUGACUGAAGAAAUAAAUAAUAAGACAAAAUAUCUUGCAUUUUCGUAUUGUAGACGAGGAGCUAUUUAUAGGAAACUAGGAAAGUUACAAAGUGCCAUGAAUGAUCUAGAAGAAGCUAUACUCUUGGAACCAUUGUUUCUCAAUGCCUAUUGGCAUCGACAUUUCAUUUAUCUUUUCCAAGAUAAAGUUAAAGAAGCUUUGGAUGACUUAAAUUAUAUAAACAAACAUAAUAAGAAUAAUGCAGAGGUCUAUUUGUCUAAGGCAGAAAUUUUCAAAGCAAACAAUGAGAUUACUUUGGCAAUUCUAAACUAUACUCAGGCAAUUAAAUGCAAGCCCACAGACGCUGAUAUUUAUUUCAGGAGAGGUGAAUUGUAUGAAAUGGAAAACAGAGUGUUAGCCAUUGAUGAUUUUUCCAAGUGUAUCUUUUAUGAUUCCAAAAGAACUGAUGCAUUAAUGAAACGUGGGCUAUUUCACUUUGAAAAUGAAAUGUGGAUGCAAGCCACACAAGAUUUUACUGACUUGUUAAAUGUGAAUCCUCAAGAUUCUCAAGCAAGGACAUUCAGGGGGAGAGUAUAUUAUAAUCGGCACUUAUUUACUCAAGCAGCUGAAGAUUUUUCUUUUGCAAUUCACUUAGAUCCAAAUAACUGGUUAGCACUGUAUUAUAGAGCCUGUUUAUUUCGAAAGACAAACCCUUUGAGAGCACUACAAGAUUAUAGUGUUUCAGCUCUCAUAAAUGAUGGCUAUGAGAAUCUAAAUUGUUUUCUACAUCGGGGCAUACUCUAUGCAGAUCUACAUUUUUGGAUGCUGGCUAUCUGUGACUUUGAAACCAUUAUUUCUCUUGAAAGAACUUUUGUUGUGGCUUAUAUUAAUAUUGGUCUCAUAUAUUUGUUGCACCUGGAUAAUUACUUUGAAGCUAUUUGGAAUUUUUCUGAGGUCAUUAAAAUUGAUCCUUUACAUAUUCAGAGCUAUGUUUGUCGAGCAAAAGCCUAUGACAAGUUGCAUAGAUUGCCCAAGUCUGUAAAAGAGAUUACUCGUGCUAUCCACCUUCAGCCGGAUGAAGUUGAACUAUAUAUAAUAAGAGGACAAUAUCUUCUUAGGAUGAAAAAUUUGGAUCUUGCAAAGCUUACUAUUAAACAAGUAAUAGAAAUGAACACAGAUAUCCUAGAGUUAAGUCCCAUACAGCAAGCACUAGUUUAUUCAUUUUGUGACAAACAUGACAAGGCCAUUCAGGUAUUGGAUGGAAUUACUUUGCAGAAGCCUGAGAUAACUACAUAUACUUUAUUAGCAAAAACUCAAAUGAAGGCCAGGAGAAAUAAGGUGAAUGUCUUGUAACAUUUAAUGAACUAUUUUCCUCAUUCCAGUAAAGGACCAGAUGCCAUUGCAGCUUCAGCAGACUGUUUGUAUCAUUUGGGUAUUUGUUAUGUGGAAGAAGGCAAUUUUCAAAUGGUAUUUUUUAAUUUUACACAAGUUGUGAAAGCAAAACCUGAUUUCGCCGAAGGCUUUUAUCAACGUGGGCUUUGUAAAGUGAAACUCGGCAAGACUUUCCAAUUCUGGAUUUUUAAUCGUGCAAUUACUUUGGAUUCAAAUCAUUACCAGAUUAAAUUAAUUUCUAACAGGAAGAUAGAGAUACACUUACGAACUGUUCAGUACAUGGUGUUAAUGCUUUUAUGCAUAUUUAGUCGAGCAGCCUACUAUGGAAUGAAAGGAAGAUAUUCAAAAGCAAUUUUAAAUUGUAAUGAGGCCAUUAAAAUUUGUCCUCAGAGUGUGUUUCCCUAUAUCUACAGAGGAGUUCUGAAAUUCUACAACAGGACUUAUAAUUUAGCUAUUAUUGAUUUAACUAUAGCUAUAAGAAAGGAUGGCAAUAAUUAUAUAGCAAUUUAUAAUAGAGCAAUUUGUUACACCCCAGAUCAAGCAUUACUAGAUUAUGGAACCUGUCCCUUCUUCUUGAUGCUGGAGAAACCCGUACAAUUAAACACUUUCAUUAAUCGAGGGCGUGUCUACACAGAAUUAGGGCAGUACCAAUUUUUAAUACGUGAUUUUGCUUCUUUAUGCAAAAGACAGGAUGUGAACCUUUAUCAUGCCACUGCCAUGUGCCAUCACAGAGUUAAAGAAUUUGAAGAAGCUGUCAAUUUCUUCAACAAGACACAAUUGAAUCCACAUUUUAUUGAUGCUUACAUUGGACGGGGAAAUUCCUAUUUGGAAUAUGGUAAUGACAAAGCCACUAAGCAAGCUCAGAAAGACUUAUUAGAGCAUUGCAUUUUUUCCCAGCUCAAACACAAGAGCCAGAAUUUCUUUUGCCUAUUAUUUACAGGCCCCAAGAAAAAUUCCAGAAAGCCCUGGAACCACUUUACUAUUGCCAUAGAAAUAGAUCCAAAAUGCUACAAAGCCUUUGAAGGAAGAGCUGUGGUCUGUCUUCAUGGUGAUUACUUUGCUGCAAUUCAGGAUAUUAACAUUGCCAUAAAGAUCAAUACUCCUGCAGAAUACUUAACAAAUCGUGGUGUGAUUCAUGAGUUUAUGGGUCAACAACAGAAUGCAAUGAAAGACGAUAUCAAGCUGGCAAUUUCUCUAAUACCCCAAUACUCCCUGGCUUACUUUAAUGCAGGAAACAUCUACUUUACAACACAGCAGUUUUCCCAGGCCUGUAAUUACUUCUCAAAAGCAUUACACUUUGAUCCAGAAAAUGAAUGUGCUGCCUUGAAUCGAGCCAUUGUAAACACUCUAUUAAAGAAAUAUAAAGAAGCAAAAGAAGAUUUUGCACAUAUAGCUAAAAUCUGUCCCUUAUGGUCCGCUGUGUAUUUUAAUAGAGCACAUUUGUAUUGUUGUUUAAAGCAAUUUGUAUUAGCAGAAGAAGACUACAAUAAAGCUCUGACUUUGAAGCCAAAUGACCCUAUAAUAUAUCAUCUUAGAGCAGAAGUUCGAGGUAAAUUAGGCCAUAUUAAGGAAGCUAUAGCUGACUACAACAAAGCACUUGAUCUUCGAGAUUAUGCUUUAAGUUAA